Molecule: messenger RNA, 786 nt
Organism: Funneliformis geosporum
Lineage: Eukaryota; Fungi; Glomeromycota; Glomeromycetes; Glomerales; Glomeraceae
Source: the annotation of a GenBank genome assembly
AUGAAAAUAAAUAAUAAUAAAAUUAAAUCAUUGUUUUUGUUGAGUUUAGUUGGUUCUGGCUUAGCAAAAGAAGAAAAUGCAAAGAACCAAACUGAAAUUUUAUCCGAUGGGAUAAAUCUUAAUUCGCUACCACAAAUGGCAACUAAUCUUACUAAAAGAGAAAAUGAUCCUGAUAAAACUUUAAUUUUUGCGGGAUAUCCAAUAUCUUUGGGUGUUGGUACAGUUGGUGGAAACUUUAACCGUUACUGUACAGCGAGUUUUAUAAUUGAAAAUAGUGAUUCACAUCAAGCUGUAAUUUCGACGUUUUGUAUGCCAGAUGAACAUUGUGCUGGUACUAUGAAUAAGUAUGUUGUUAGUUGGGAUGGUUUAAUUAAUUUAGGUUCCGCCCCCCUUUAUUUUACUAUUGGAGAUAACUCAUUACAUGAUUAUACAACUAUAGAGUAUAAUUUAGAUAAUGUGGAACCUAUUCCCUAUGUUGUGGGAGAUAAUAAUCAUUUUUAUCCAGUCGUUGGUUAUGCCCAGCUACCUGCGGUUGGAGAUAAAGCGUGUGCUUAUGGAGCAGUAAGUGGUUACCUUUGCGGUAAAUUUUCUCAACAACCUCUUGAUUCCUACCUAACUAUUCCUGAACCUUGUAGUAAAGUGAAUAUGAAUGAUCAGACUCUAAAUACUAAAAUUGUUGCUCCGUUAUUAGCAGUAGAACUAGGGGUAAAUGGUUUUUAUGCUCAAGAAGAUAUCGGUGGUCCAGUUUAUACAGUAAGUAAUAUUGGAGAUCAAACUGUUGCUUGA